Molecule: messenger RNA, 1263 nt
Organism: Camellia sinensis
Lineage: Eukaryota; Viridiplantae; Streptophyta; Magnoliopsida; Ericales; Theaceae
Source: RefSeq, a predicted model, not a curated record
CUCUUCUUCACCGCCGUUUUCUCUCUCAUCCCAUCCACUUUGAAUUUAAACCAAUUUCCUCAAUUAGGUCUCGUCCAUUACCCUCAGAAACCCUAACUUCAUGGCUUUGAUCACCUUAUAGACUUUUUUUUUUUUUUUUUUCUAUACCCAAGGAUUUUUGGGCGAGUCAAUUCGACCCACAUAAAAAUUGUCAAAAUUCGACGAAUUCUCUCAUCUGGGUCUCUCUCAAUUGCCUUCAAAUCUUAAGUUCUCGGGGUUUUCUAGUGAUUUAUAGCUUGUGAUCCAUAUGGGUCCGAAUCAUCCGAUGGAGGACGAUCCAAAGGACACGUUGGUGAGUCAACUCGCUGUAGCCAUAAAGGAAAUCUCUGGGUCGCCCGAGUGCCAGAACUCUUCUAAGAAGAUGUACAACAACUUGGUUCGGAGAGUGAAGCUAUUGAGCCCUUUGUUUGAGGAAUUGAAGGACAGCGAAGAAGAGCUCGGACUCGAUGAGGUUCGAGGUCUCGAGUCGUUGAAGGUCGCUUUGGACUCUGCUAGAGAGAUUCUUCGAUCUAUCAAUGAAGGCAGCAAGGUCUUUCAGGCUCUGCAGAGGGACAAAAUUGCAGCUGACUUCUUACAAGUGACAGAUCAAAUUGAAGAAGCAUUGAGUCAGAUUCCUUGUGAUAAACUUGAUAUAUCAGAGGAAGUUAGAGAACAGAUUGAACUCGUGCAUGCUCAAUUCAAAAGAGCUAGAGGAAGAUUGGACUCACCUGAUCCACUACUAGAGAUGGAUUUAGCCACGGCACAGAAGGAGAAGGACCCUGACCCUGCAAUUUUAAAACGGCUUUCAGAGAAGUUGAAUAUCAGGAAUAUGAAUGAUCUGAAGAAAGAGUCACUUGCUAUCCAUGAUAUGGUUAUCUCGUGUGGUGGAGUUCCUGGGGAUUGCUUAGAGGUGGUGUCGUUUCUGCUUCGGAAGCUGAAGAAUUUUGUAGCGAAUGAAAAUCCCGACACUGAUACGUCUGUGGUUGAAAAGGGCUUGAUUAAGCACCGAUCUCCUGUUAUCCCAGAUGAUUUCCGGUGUCCGAUAUCUCUUGAACUGAUGAAAGAUCCUGUGAUUGUCUCUACUGGACAGACGUACGAAAGAUCAUGCAUUCAAAAAUGGCUGGAUGCAGGGCACAAGACCUGCCCCAAGACUCAGCACACUCUGUUGCACACAGCUCUAACACCCAACUAUGUUUUGAAGAGUUUAAUUGCUUUGUGGUGUGAGAGCAAUGGUGUUGAGUUGCC